UCACGAGAUCCCCCGAGAACAAACGCCGGGAAAAAAUAUUGCAUCGAUAUCAUUGUCAUGACAAUAAGGCUGCAGUCGUAUUUUGCUCGCUUUUUCCCCGGGAGAAUGAAAAUGCAUUAUUGUGUAUCAAAGUGCUUGAAUAUUUCAUCAACUAAAAACAAUUUGCCGGAGAACAUUUUAAUGAAGCCUGCAUCUAUGCAGAAGAGAUUAAUUGUGGAGAAUGGAGAUGCUUUUUCCGGGUUUUAAGAGAUGGGCUACAUGUGAGUGAUGCGCGCGGUCAGCAUUUCGUAGUCUCGAGAAGAUUUCCGACGUGUUUGCUCACUAUUUUUGUUAUUAAGGAGGGCGGGGCCCAUUUGUUCGAUCUGUUUUUACCUGUUAGAAAUUAUUCCAGUUGUGACUAGAUUUCCACCAAUGAAAAUCGUUCAUAUAUUUCACUUGUGGAGGCCAUCUUAAAUAGUUUACUCCUGGGAGAUUUGUGUGAAUAGCUGUACAUUUUCUCAUCAAAGGAUCUGAGGAUGGCACAGGAAAUCAUUGACCUAGAAGACAUUGUCCGAAAGUGGGUGAACGACUUCCCGCUGGAUAAAAGUCAGAAAAGGGACGCAGACGACAUUCUGUCGGCUGACAUCAAUUGGCGUUAUAUGCGCGUGCGUCAUGGGAAUACGGAAUAUUACGAUCAGAUCCGAGGCAACACUCCGAAAACGCACGUUCUUUUCACCGCGCAUUUCAGCAACGAAACGAACCAGAACCAAGUUUACACUUUGAAAACAGAACGCCGAACAAAAUCCACGUGUGCAAUUUCUUUACAGAAGACUUAUACAUACGGUUUCAACAUAGACCUGAAAUUGACCCCGCCAAAUCCUAUCAUCGAGGCGAAUGCAGGGUUCAAAGGUGAACUAGGUCUGUCAAAAUCAGCAGACGAGACAUUCGAGGAAGAAUUGGUUUGGUCCGUGGAUAAUCAGAUUACGGUCCCGGCUAAAUUCAAAACCAAAGCAGACCUGGUAAUAAAGGAGGACGAAUACACCAGCCAUUUCAAAACCGAAAGUAAAUUUGAGGGUAAAAUUCAUGUGACAUUACGAAACAAAAAGGACAAUACACCCUUAGCGACCGUAAGUGGUGAUGUCAAGCAAAUUUUUACCCAGGAUAAAGGAUUCCGGGUUGAUAAGACCGGGGUGUAUUUUGUGACAAUUGGAAAGUGUAAGUGUAGGUUUGGCAUUGAGCAACACGUCCGACUGAGUCAGCACGAAUUAUCCGACUCAGAGGAUUUAGAUUCGUAGGCCAUUUCCAUUCCUAUCCGAAUCAGAGGAUUUAGAGUCGUAGGACAUUUCCAUUCCUAUCCGAAUAAGAGGAUUUAGAGUCGUAAGACAUUUCCCUUCCUAUCCGAAUCAGGGGAUUUAAAGUCGUAUUACUUUUCCAUUCUUAUCCGGAUCAGAGGAUUUAAAAUCAGUACUUUUUCAUUCUUGUCUGGAUGAGAGUUGCUCUCAUUGUCGCCCCUGUGAUCCAAAUGACCUUGAUCUCGACAUCCGUUUCCCUGUAUGUCUCCCCGUUAAAUAUUUUAAGUGUUUCUUUGUGAUUGAAGUUAUAUAUUACAGUGACAUGUCCGUUAGACAGAAAUGUAAUGUAAAUUUAGUAAUGCGGAUUGUAGAUAACUCUUACAAUAUUUGAUUUUUGAUAACUGAACCAACAACACAAACAAAACAGAAAGAUGGUUAUUUUUGUUAAUGUUUGUUGGAUUUUGUUUUGAUAAUAAUGAUUAGUGUUAUUAUUGUUAAUAUGUUUUACGGUGUGACCGUCGAGACGAAUGAAGAUCCUUAACAUCUUGCAACACGACUUUAGACAUUGAAUCCGCAUAUUCAGUUAACGUUGGAGAUAUAGCGCAGUGGAUGUGAAUUUACAGUGCAUUUUGACGUCAUAUUACCUGCGCUGAUAAUUUCGAUUAUUAACAUUUUUCUUGCAAACCAAGCAAUUAUCAACAAUAACAAAACGUACAAACGUAUGAGAAAGCUUGUCUGGAAAUAAAAACGUUUUUGGUACUUUCCAUACAAUUUAUUCCUUUGAUCUACGGGGUUAUCGGUAAAGUAUACCGUAGUGACGGCGACAUUUUUACAGAGCGCUAUGGGUAAUCCUCGUCAUAUACUACAAAUCACGUAACUCCAAUGAGUGAGCUCACUCCCAUCUUGCUAGGCAAGAAUUUAUGACCAACUCUGCAUCUCGAUCUACUACAACUGUUGUAGAAAAACGAAGUGAAUCGUAAACCCUUCAGUGGCUAGAGAAGAUGGCUCGCUUCGCGACAGGAGAUUCGCUCAAUAUUAUUUUUCAAAAUAUGCCCCAGCUCUUUCAUGUAAUUCAUUUUAUUUUAUUAGCAAACCAUGAGGAUGAUAAAGAAAAUAAAUAUAUAAGUUGGACAUGCUAAAAAAGUCCCUCUCUCAUCAAAAGUAUGGCGAAUCCCACUUAUAAGUACAAUAAAAGUUAAAUAGGUUUUGAUUCAAUGCCUUUUAAAAUUCAUCAGUUCUCGGGUAGCACAGUGGAUGGAGGCGUAGCGCAGUGGAUGGAGACACAAGAAUGGCAGUAAAUCUCGAGCCACCCAGAGGUUGUUACUAUUUCACAACUACGGUAUAUUAUAUUACAUGUAUAUAUAUUCUACAUUUUGUAGUCAUUACAAUAUUGAUAUGUGUAUUAUAUUUCUGUAAAUGCAAUCUAUGAACAAUAUAUAUGUUGUUUUGCCAAGAAGAACUGAUUUUGUGGGGGGGGGGGGAUUACAAAGUUACACUUGAUGGAAUAUCUCGUAACCCGUCCUUUGUAUUGAGGUAUAAGUUGUGGGAGCUGUUACUGUAUGAUAGGUGCUACAUUAUGAUUCGUUGUACAACACAUGGAAGUGCAGUAUCCAUGGUGAUAAAGGAAACGCUUCAUUGAGCUUGUAAAGUUGUUGUUGAAAAUAAAAUAUUAUGAAUUAUU
This is a messenger RNA of Ostrea edulis (European flat oyster), 2952 nucleotides long. RefSeq lists its product as uncharacterized. The transcript has 2 exons. Lineage: Eukaryota; Metazoa; Mollusca; Bivalvia; Ostreida; Ostreidae. The coding region runs from base 516 to 1274 and encodes 252 amino acids. The record is from RefSeq and is a predicted model, not a curated record.